Molecule: messenger RNA, 2397 nt
Organism: Vitis riparia (riverbank grape)
Lineage: Eukaryota; Viridiplantae; Streptophyta; Magnoliopsida; Vitales; Vitaceae
Product: DEAD-box ATP-dependent RNA helicase 53, mitochondrial-like
Exons: 8
Coding region: 95-2059 (654 amino acids)
Molecular function (GO): nucleic acid binding; ATP binding
Source: RefSeq, a predicted model, not a curated record
AGUGGCCCAUAAACCCUCCUCCCUCUAGGGUUUUACUGACGUUCUCUUAAAAACCCUAAUUUUUCUCAGUUAGGGUUUUCUCGAGGUUGGAGAAAUGAUGAACAUAAUCUCGAGGAAGUCAUCUUCCUUGGCGUCUGUUAAGGCACCGAUUCGAGCCCUGGCCUCGGUGCCUCAUGUACAUUCUCUCCUCCACUUCCACAUCCACCCUCCAAUUUCCACCUCAGCUUCCGAUGCAGUUGUGGCUAGAAACGUUGUUACUUCUGCCGCCCCAAUUCCACCGCUGUCUGGUCUACUCGGGUUCAGCGGUUUUGGGGUGAGGAACUUUCGCUCCCAAUCUGGGCCCUUGGAUUUCAGGGCUUCUGUGGCGUCUCGGGCUGAGUACGCCGUUGCUGAUUUUUCCGAUGAGGAGAAGUCCUCCAAAGGAGGUGACGAGGGUCUUGAGAUAUCGAAACUUGGCAUUGCUCAAGAAAUCGUUUCUGCUUUGGCCAACAAGGGUAUCACUAAGCUCUUCCCUAUUCAGAGAGCUGUGCUGGAACCUGCAAUGCAAGGGCGUGACAUGAUCGGUCGUGCUAGAACAGGGACUGGGAAAACCCUUGCUUUUGGGAUUCCCAUCAUGGAUAAAGUUAUUCAAUACAAUGCUAAGCAUGGACGUGGGAGGAAUCCGUUGGCCUUGGUUUUGGCUCCAACAAGAGAACUUGCACGGCAAGUGGAGAAGGAAUUCUGUGAAUCUGCCCCCAAUUUGGAUACACUUUGUGUUUAUGGGGGUACCCCCAUCUCACGCCAAAUGAAUUCCCUGGACUAUGGUGUUGAUGUAGUUGUUGGCACACCUGGUCGCAUUAUCGAUCUGAUUAAGAGAGGUGCUUUAAAUUUGUCAGAAGUUCAGUUUGUUGUUCUUGAUGAAGCUGAUCAGAUGCUUGCAGUGGGCUUUGAGGAAGAUGUUGAAAUGAUUUUAGAGAAGUUGCCACAAAAUCGUCAGAGCAUGAUGUUCUCUGCAACAAUGCCAAGUUGGAUUAGGAAGCUUACCCAGAAGUACCUAAAAAAUCCAUUAACUAUUGAUCUUGUAGGGGAUUCUGAUCAGAAGUUGGCAGAAGGAAUUUCCCUAUAUUCUAUUGCAUCGGAAAUGUAUGAGAAAGCUUCAAUUGUUGGACCACUGAUAACAGAACAUGCAAAAGGUGGAAAAUGUAUUGUUUUCACUCAAACAAAACGCGAUGCUGAUCGAUUGGCAUAUGCUAUGGCAAGAAACUUCAGAUGUGAGGCUCUGCAUGGGGAUAUCUCACAGAGUCAGAGGGAAAGAACCCUUUCAGGAUUCCGAGAUGGGCACUUCAAUGUAUUAGUUGCCACAGAUGUUGCUGCUCGUGGGCUUGAUAUACCUAAUGUUGACCUGAUAAUACAUUAUGAGCUUCCCAAUUCCUCAGAGAUCUUUGUUCAUCGGUCUGGACGAACAGGACGUGCAGGAAAGAAAGGAACUGCAAUUCUCAUUUAUGCAGAACAGCAAGCCAGGACUGUCCGGUUUAUUGAGCGAGAUAUAGGAUGCAAAUUCUCAGAGCUCCCUAGGAUUGCUACUGAGGGUGGUAGCAGAGACAUGUUUAGGGACAUGGGUGGUGGUGGUGAUGGUGGCCGGUUUGGCUCUUUUGGAAGUAGGGGAGGUGGUCGUGUUGGUGGCGGAUUUGGCCGAUCUGGAUCAUCAUUUGGUCGUAGUGGUGGAUAUGGUGAAUCUGGCUCUGGACGUUCUGGUUCCUUUGGCGGAUUUGGCUCAAGUCGAUCGGGUGGUGGAUCUAGCUCUAGCCGUUCAGGCAAUUUUGGUGGCUCUAGUUUUGGUCGAUCAGGUGAAUUUGGGGACACUAUUGGUUCAGACCGAUCAAGUGGUUUUGGGAAUUUUGGUGGAUCAGAUCGUUCGAGUGGUUUCAGAAAUCCUGGUUCAGGUCGUUCUAGUGGAUCUGAUUCUACUCGUUUAAGCCGUACAAGUGGUGGCUUCAAUGAUUCGUUUUCAAGCCGUUUUGGUGACUUUGGAGAUGAUAGGAGUAAUAAUGGUCAGAGCACUGGGAGAAGAUCAUUCUAAAAUCACUCAACUGAUUUUCAUAAUGGCGAUUGGGGCACUAGGAGAGGUAUAAGGACAGAAAAACAGAGUUUGAAGGAAAUGAAAUAGCAAGAAAUGAAAUGAGAAUUUUGGUGAAGGUUUGUGGGGAUGACACAUGAAUCUUUUGUUUUUAGGUGUCUCUUGGUCGAUAUUAUUUGUUAGUAAUUCCUUGAGGAAUUAAAUAAACAUCAUAUACUUGGCACAUGUACACUUUAUUGCGAUAUGUUUUUAGUUAGUUUGGAAGGAUUCUGGUUUGACUUGAGAGUAAUCUUUCGUAUGAAUGAUGAAAUGGAUAUCACCUCAUUAUUUUUAGCUGGUCA